AUCAUAAAUGAACUGGAGCAUCUCAAGAUACAGAAGUAUUAUCGCCGUAUAUUCAAAAUAGUAACAUGAGAAAAGUUAAGGUUACUGCUCUUAAUUAAUUCCCAAGUCGAGAUUGAGUUGGGAGGUGAGGCAUGAACCGAAGAAGAAGAUGAUGAAGCCAACUAAUACACAGAUGGAGUUUUAAGGUUUGUUUGUUUUUCGUUUUCUAUCUUUUUUGUGGAUUCUGAGGUUCUGGGUCUGUUUAAUUGGUUGAAACUGAUUAGAAAACAAUCAAAUUUUAGGGAUUCUCAAUUUCUCAUGCCUUCUAGAUCAACUAAUUAUAUUUGGGGAAUUCUAAUCAAUUUGGGUUGAACUUGUGGGAAAAAAGAUAUUCGAUUUUUAUUGGGGUUUGUGGAUCUUUAGGUGGGGGAAUUGUAUUGAUUCAUAUUGGUAGUCCAUGGAUAGCCCUACCAAGAGCAUGACUGAUGAUGAGCUACUUGAUGGCGGCGAAAAGAGUGAAACGGCUUCUUCUUCAUCUGUCGCGGAGAGUAAGAUGGUUGAGCCUGUAGAUUUUGAGAAUAAUGGUCUCCUCUGGAUUCCUCCUGGCCCAGAUGAUUUAGAAGAUGAUGAAGAAGCUGUCCUAUUCUAUGAUGACGAAGAUGAUGCCACAGCAGAAUGGAGACACCUAAGUCCUUUAACCAGCUUCGGUGACGGAGAGUCCAGUACCAAGGAAAAGUCGGGUGAGGAACACAAGAAAGCCAUGAAGAAUGUUGUUGAUGGUCAGUUUAGGGCUUUGGUAGCUCAGCUGCUGCAGGUUGAGAACCUGCCCGUAGGCGAGGAGGAUGACAGUGAAAGUUGGUUGGAUAUAGUAAUAUCGUUGUCUUGGGAAGCGGCUACACUGCUUAAGCCGGAUACUAGCAAAGAAGGGUUGGACCCUGGCGGAUAUGUGAAAGUUAAGUGUCUGGCUUGUGGUCGCCGAAGUGAAAGCAUGGUGGUCAAAGGAGUUGUUUGUAAGAAAAACGUGGCCCACAAGCAUAUGAGGAAUAAAAUAGAGAAACCACGGUUCCUAAUCCUUGGUGGAGCUCUCGAGUAUCCUAAUUCCUUGUCAAAUAUCAUUACAUUAUCAGACCAACAGGAAAUGGACCAUUUGGAGAUGGCGGUUGCAACAAUAGAGGCACAACACCCUACUGUACUUCUGGUAGAAAAAUCAGUUUCACGGUCUUUUCAAGAGUACCUCCAUGGCAAAGACAUAGCAGUCGUUCUUAAUCUCAAGAGGCCACUUUUAGAGCGCAUAGCACGCUGCACUGGUGCGCAGAUUGUUCCCUCAAUUGAUAAUCUUUCAUCUCGGAUACUUGGGUUCUGUGACACAUUCCGCGUGGAGAAGUUUCUUGAGCUGCAUGGCAGUGCUGGGCAGAACGGAAAGAAGUUGGAGAAGACGCUCAUGUUCUUUGAAGGAUGCCCUAAACCAUUGGGUUGCACAAUUUUGCUUAGGGGUGCUAACGGGGAUGAACUGAAAAAGGUGAAGCAUGUGGUCCAAUAUGGAAUCUCUGCAGUAUAUCACUUGGCUUUGGAGACGUCUUUUCUAGCUGAUGAGGGCGCCUCCUUUCCCUUGAAAUCACCAAUAACAGUUGCGUAUAAUCCCAGUGCAAAUAAUGUUGAAGCACUGGAGUCCACAGGUGGAGGUGAACUAAGUUCUUCAGAUUUGACAACCUUAGGACAAGACCGAAAAAACAGUCGCGAGGAGCAAGGCUCGUCCAAGGAAGACUUUCCUCAAUGUACAACUGAUCAUCAGAGUAUAUUGGUUUCGUUAUCAACUCGUUGUGUUUGGAAGGGAACUGUAUGCGAACGAGCCCAUAUCUUCCGGAUUAAAUACUAUGGAAGUUCUGAUAAGCCCUUAGGACGGUUUUUACGAGACCAUUUGUUUGACCAGAGUUUCAGAUGCCGGUUAUGUAAGAUGCCAUCUGAAGCACAUAUUCAUUCUUAUACUCAUGGACAAGGGACUCUUACGAUUUCUGUUAAGAAGCUUGAGAUUCUCUUACCGGGUGAAGGAGAAGGGAAGAUCUGGAUGUGGCACAGGUGUCUACAGUGUUCACGCCUCGACGGGAUACCUCCUUCUACUCUAAGAGUAGUGAUGUCUGAUGCUGCUUGGAGUUUAUCAUUUGGGAAGUUCUUAGAGCUUAGCUUUUCAAACCAUGCUGCUGCAGACUGUGGUCAUUCUCUACAUAGAGACUGUGUACGGUUCUAUGGGUUUGGAAGGUUGGUUGCUUGCUUCCGUUAUGCAUCAACAAAUGUGCAUUCAGUUUACCUUCCACCUUCAAAACUUGAUUUUAACUAUAAUAAGCAGGACUGGAUACAACAUGAAGCGAAUGAGGUGGUCAACAGGGCAGGACAUCUGUUCGCUGAAGUAUCAAAUGCUCUCCGCAAAAUUGCAGACCAAAGAACUGGGUCCAGAGGCCUUAUUACAGAACUUGAGGGGUUGUUAAAGACAGAGGAGGCAGAAUUUGAGGAAUAUCUCCAGAAUGCACUAAACAGGGAGGAAAAGAAAGGGCAACCCUUCAUUGAUAUUAUUGAGAUAAAUGGUUUACGGAGGCAAUUAAUCUUCAAUAUCUAUCUGUGGGAUCAGCGCCUAGUUUAUGCAGCCAAUACAGAUAACAAGCCUUUCAAGGAAAAGCUGAAUACUUCUGCGCCUAGUGCUGAAUAUUUGUCUGAAACACUUGAAGAUGCGUGGAUAGGUAAAAAUCAACCGACUGUCAAGGAAAAUAAUAAUACUGCUGUCUUGGUUGAUUCAAGUAUGGUAGACGUUGUGAUGAAAAUAACAGAUAUCCAAGAUCAACGAGAAGAAGACAGACGGGAUGAUAAUGUGGAACAGUUCCCGGCCUGGGUACGGGUUCCUUUUCUGGAACUAUACAAGAAUUCGGCUGGGAGAGCUCCAAAGCAGGAGAACUCUGCUUGGUAUGAUCCUAUAUAUCUUUUAGACCUCUACCUUCCUUCUGUAAACAAGAAUUCAUCGAUGAGCACUCCAAAGCUCGAUAAUCUUGGACAGUACAAUCCUGUAUAUCUUCCGGUUGUUAGGGAGUGGCCACGUUUAGGUGGAGCAAGGUUCUUUCUUCCCAUAGGUGUUGAUGGGACUGUUGUGCCAGUUUAUGAUGAUGAACCCACAAGUGUUAUAUCAUACACAUUAUCUUCCCCGGAGUAUCAUUCCCAGAUAUCAGGUGAGGGACUUAACGGGGGUUCAUCUGAUUCUAAGUCUUUGCAUGCCACUGUUUCUUUCACAGAUUAUAGCCCACAAGGGAAGGUGAAGUACACAGUGACGUGUUACUAUUCAAGUAGAUUUGAGGCUCUGAGGAGGAUGUGUUGUCCUUCUGAGCUCGACUUCAUAAGGUCUCUUAGCCGGUGUAAGAAAUGGGGUAAGAGUAACGUCUUCUUUACGAAAUCAUUGGAUGAUCGAUUCAUCAUUAAACAGGUUACCAAGACAGAAUUGGAAUAUUUCCUCCAGUUUGCUCCAGAGUAUUUCAAAUAUCUCACUGAAUCGAUUGACACAAGAAUCCCAACAUGCCUUUCCAAGAUUCUCGGGAUCUAUCAGGUUACUUCGAAGCACCAAAAUGGUGGGAAGGAUGCGAGGAUGGAUGUUUUUGUAAUGGAAAAUCUUCUAUUUGGACGUAAUCUUACAAGACUUUAUGACCUCAAAGGAUCCACCCAGUCUCGGUAUAAUGCAGAUGCAAGUGAAAGCAAUAAAGUCCUUUUAGAUCAAAACCUAAUUGAAGAAAUGCCAACUUCUCCCAUUUUUGUGGGAAACAAAGCUAAGCGGUUGCUAGAGAGAGCCGUCUGGAAUGAUACUUCUUUCCUUGCUUCAAUUAAUGUAAUGGACUACUCAUUACUGGUUGGGAUGGACGAGGAGAAGCAAGAGCUUGUUGUAGGUAUCAUUGAUUUCAUGAGGCAGUAUACUUGGGACAAACAUCUAGAGACAUGGGUAAAAACUUUGAGUAUCUUUGGUGGAGCUAAAAACUCUACACCAACUGUAAUCUCACCGAAACAAUAUAUGAAAAGGUUCAGAAAAGCCAUGUCGGAGUAUUUCCUUAUGGUCCCAGAUCAGUGGUCUCCUCAAAACAUCAUCCCAAGUGCAUCCCAGUCCGACCUUGGCGAAGAUAACACCGUUAAGGUUUCAUCUCCCUAAAGUUGUACAAAGCAAACAUGCAGUUUGGUUGUAUAUUAUUCGGUUUGGAAUCCUCUUCUUGAUAUAUAGUUCGUUUUUGUCAUUUGGUUUCUGUGAAAAAAAUAUAUGCGAAAACAUUUGUUAGAAGAUGCAGAACAUGGCUGUUCUAGUUCGGGGAAAUUCCCGUUACAGGUACAGUUCCUUGGGUAACCUGUCCCCGAACUACUGUCCUGUACAUCUUCGCUCAUG
Messenger RNA from Papaver somniferum (opium poppy), 4381 nucleotides. RefSeq names its product 1-phosphatidylinositol-3-phosphate 5-kinase FAB1B-like. Bases 437 to 4153 code for a protein of 1238 amino acids. Gene Ontology annotation, biological process: phosphatidylinositol phosphate biosynthetic process. The record is from RefSeq and is a predicted model, not a curated record. The transcript has 10 exons. Gene Ontology annotation, cellular component: endosome membrane. Lineage: Eukaryota; Viridiplantae; Streptophyta; Magnoliopsida; Ranunculales; Papaveraceae. Gene Ontology annotation, molecular function: 1-phosphatidylinositol-3-phosphate 5-kinase activity; ATP binding.